Molecule: messenger RNA, 1275 nt
Organism: Rodentolepis nana
Lineage: Eukaryota; Metazoa; Platyhelminthes; Cestoda; Cyclophyllidea; Hymenolepididae
Source: the annotation of a GenBank genome assembly
AUGCCGUUCCAUACAAUCGAAAGAUUUUGGCAAGUAUGGAGAAACUCUAUUGCAUUUUGGCUCUUUGGGAUCUUUAAUAAUUUUAUCUAUGUUGUUAUGCUAAGUGCAGCUGUUGAUAUUCUUGAAAAAAAUCAUCCUAAGGAGUCUUCUGAUCUCAACACUAAUGGCCAAGUUAACUGUACUGAAAUGGGAACUGGGGCUAUUCUGUUGGCGGAUAUAGGACCAAGUCUAAUUCUUAAAUUUGUUUCUCCGCUGUUUAUUCGCCGAAUACAUUUCCAUCUAAAGGUGUUUCUUUGUGCGCUCUUCGCUCUUUCUGGUUUUUUGAUCGUGUCAUUCUCUAAAUCAAUCCACUCUAGUCUAUUCGGUGUCGUUUUAGGAAGCAUCUCUUGUGGUCUGGGUGAUGUUACUUUCCUUACUAUGGUUGCUUUCUUCGAUGUGAAUGAAGUUUCAAAUUACAAUUUUGCUUUUAGCGGCGUAGUAUCUGCUUGGUCAUCUGGAACUGGUGCGGCAGGUGUUGUUGGUGCCUUGUCAUACGCGGCUAUGACUUCUCUCUGGUCCCCCGAAGUUGUCCUUCGAAUUAUCACGCUGGCUCCCUUGUCGCUGCUCUUUGUGUAUGUGACCUACGAUAUCCCUUUAAACACCAAUUACUUCACUGUUCCUCCUUUUAGUUACUUUGUUGUUCUCAAAAAGCCCCGAAAUUCUGUCUUCCAACUCUCUUCUCUUCGUUUCACUCGAUUAAUUCGAACCAGUCAAUUUCCAGACUCAUCCGAACACGAUAUACCUAUCCAGCAAUCCUUUAGUGAGGAUGGAGCAGACAGUCCUUCAAAUAGACAACCACUGCUAAGAAGCGAUGACACCCCAACUGUCCAAAUUUCUCCCUCUUGGGAGGAUAAGAAACGCAUUUUCAUGGACAUAUUUCCCCUUAUUUUUGCACUUGCCUUGGUGUACUUCUUUGAGUACCUCAUAAAUCAGGCAUUGUUUGAAUUAGUUUACUUCAAAGACGCAGGCAUGACACAAGCUCAGCAAUACCGAUGGUACCAGGUGAUUUACCAAUGCGGUGUUUUCGCUUCGCGGUCUUCACUGAAACUCUUCAAAGUUCAUCGAAUAUGGAUUAUGGCUGUUCUACAAGUAAGCAUCCUGACUUUGUAGCAUUCCGUUGCAGCUUUCUGGUCUCAUAUUUAUUUAUAUCAGGUGGCAGGCGUUUUGAUAGUUUUUCAUUAACCCUUUAGUUGACUUCAAGCUUCACAGAGGAGAAGGAACAUCAAAGUGACAAAA